CACAAUUUGGUCUUCACCGACCUCGCUAUUUGGUUUGUCGCCUGAAAUAUAUAAUAGUCGAAGGACACUAUGGAGACGGACAUUCUUCCAAAGGGCAGCAAAGAUGCCUUGGUCGAUAGACACGUCGCUAUCGUUCAUCACCCUUCUCCUCACAGGAACCUCGUUCCUUCUUAAAAUCUGGAACCAUGUUGUAAAUAGGUCUUACGGGAGGGUUCUACCCCAAGGAGUAGUCAGAUCUACCCCCGAAACCUCGAUUAUCAGAAGACAACAACAACAUCAUCAUCAUCAACUACACAAUGUCGAUCCAGAUAUUCUGCUCGAAUCUGGGCUACAUCCCGGAGCCUACCAAACGCUGAUUGUUAAUCAGACAUUCGUUGUAAACAUCAGUUCGGUUGCGCAUACUGUAUGACCGACGUAGCUGCUCCAGCUUUACCUUCGAUAUCUAUUUAUCGGGAUUUACAGAGAUUCAAUAUGGCUUUGGGAUAUUACAACUAUCUCAAUAACCUUUAAAAAAGAGAAAGUUCUUGGAUUUGUGAAUCGCAAUACAGCUUUUGGGCCCUAAUACAGUUUGAUUAGAGGGAAGUGGGGCUCAUACCAGUGGACAGUCUCAAGCC
Molecule: messenger RNA, 614 nt
Organism: Aspergillus piperis CBS 112811
Lineage: Eukaryota; Fungi; Ascomycota; Eurotiomycetes; Eurotiales; Aspergillaceae
Exons: 3
Coding region: 104-409 (101 amino acids)
Source: RefSeq, a predicted model, not a curated record